Photinus pyralis (common eastern firefly) is the source of this 1245-nucleotide messenger RNA. Its product is annotated as zinc finger protein OZF-like. The record is from RefSeq and is a predicted model, not a curated record. Gene Ontology annotation, cellular component: nucleus. Gene Ontology annotation, biological process: regulation of transcription by RNA polymerase II. The transcript has a single exon. Gene Ontology annotation, molecular function: RNA polymerase II transcription regulatory region sequence-specific DNA binding; DNA-binding transcription factor activity, RNA polymerase II-specific. The coding region runs from base 1 to 1245 and encodes 414 amino acids. Lineage: Eukaryota; Metazoa; Arthropoda; Insecta; Coleoptera; Lampyridae.
AUGUCCGGAGCAGCCACUUUAGGCCUGCCACUAAUUAAAGAAGAACCACAAGAAGGUAUGAAUUUAUCUUGUAGUGAAGUUGAUCGAGAAAUUAAAGUAGAAUAUGAAGACGAACUUGAGUGCUUUCUUACCCAACAAGAUUUUCACAUAAACAAAGAGCCCAGUUCUCCUGAGAUUGUCCAUUCGAAUAAUCAUGCUGACACAACCGCCUUAAAUUGUGAACCAACAAUCGAUUUUAACUAUCGGAAACUUUCAGGCCAAAUACAAUACAAGAACUUCUUACACAACUUAAAGAAAGAAGAUCUCUUUUCACAAGACUUUAAAUGUGUACUGUGCGCCUUUACGACAACACGAAAAGCAUAUUUAGCCAAACAUGUGAAAGGACGCCACAGUUUAGAAGAAUUCACGUGUAAACAAUGUCAUUACGUUACAAAAUGUAGGGAAAAUUUGAUAUUCCACAUUAAAGUACAUCACGAUUCGAAUGAAUUUAACUGUUUUCAGUGCGACUAUCGCACUAAAUGCAAGAAAAACCUAAUUCGACAUACGAAAGGACGCCACGGAACCGAGAAAUUUAAUUGUGAACUGUGCCACUUUACCACCACCUGGAAAUCAAAUUUAUGCGGUCACAUAAGAAACUGUCACAGUUUGGUUGCCUUUCAUUGUAAACAGUGUGACUUCACCACAAAGUCGAAAAUAUACUUGGUAAAGCAUGUGAAUAUAUGUCACGGUGCGGAGAAGUUCCAUUGUGAACAGUGCCAUUUUGUUACAAACACGAAAAUAAACCUAACCGGUCACGUCAAGUCGCAUCACGGGGUGGACGAUUUCGAGUGUCCCCAUUGCGAUUUCGUCACCAAAUUAAAAUCGUACCUACUCAAGCAUGUGAGACUACGUCACAGUUCCGAAGAUUUUACGUGCCAGGUGUGUAAUUUCGCAGCGACAUCGAAACGAAACCUCUUGGGUCACGUGAAAGUCCACCACAGUUUGGAGAAAUUCAGGUGCACAUGGUGCGACUUCUCCACCAAGUGGAAGCCAAGCCUGAACAAGCACGUGAAGGUCUACCACAGUUCGAGCGAGGAAUUUAUUUGUGAACGUUGCAAUUUUACGACGAAAUGGAAAGAGAAUUUGAGGCGGCACGUUACGGCAUGUUACAAUUUGAAGAAGUUUAAAUGCGGACUGUGCAAGUUUACGACGAACUGGAAAACUAAUUUAGGGAAACAUACAGGGCGACAACACGGAGCUGAGUGA